AUGGGAAUAUUACUGAAACGAAAAAAGCAUUUAGACUCAGACAACGACAACCACGUCCCCAAUUCACCCACAUCAAACAAAAGCAACAGCGACCUAAAUAAAACAGGAAGCAGGAAACGACACCGAUUCAGUGACUUAUUUUCCCAUCGUUCACCUCGUGGCUCAUUAGAUAGCGCUUCAAUUAACUCCGGUCCAUCUAUAUUGCGCAUGUCACUGAAAACUAGAACCGCACAUAGGCUUUCCUCGCCCACUAGACCAUAUAAUGAUAGUUUUGCACUGCCAUCAAUACCUAGACCAACUUCACCAUCGUUACCACCACCCCCACGACAACAACAACAGCCACAUCAUCAAUCAAGGCCGCAAGGUCCACCUCAAAUAAUUGCCCCUCUUGAUGAGGAAGACAACUCGCUAAGAGACUAUGGUGAAUAUGUUCAAGAUGCUUCUCAGGAUCCGGCAAUUGCUGUCAAUGUGACUCGACAGGACUCUCGAACAGGAACUCUUGGGUCGUCGAAGGGGUCGCAUCUACAAGCACCACCGCAUUCAGAUACUCAGAAUUCAGCUCAAUCGUCGUUGAAUAAUAUUAGUCCAACCAAGUCAUCGACAAAUGAUUCACAUACGAAAAAUGAAUCAGGUGGGUUUAUAUCAUCUCUACUUGCAGCUGCCAGUAACAAGAUGUCAACUUUGCAAGAUCCAGAUGAAAAGGAGAAAAAGAAGGACCAUCUGUUUGCAAACAGACUCGAUAACUUUAUUAAAUCAGUGAAACAUGAGGAGGAAAAUCUUCUCUCUCCAGGCCAUCAUCUGGACAGUACCUCCAUGGUAGCAAGCAAUAGUGGUAUACAGCGUGUUUCGACUGAUGGUGAACACGAUGCAGCACAAUCAGUUCAAUUCGAACCAGUUCGAGAAUCUCCUUUGAAUACAAUGGGGAAUGGUGAUCUAUCUCUUGCUGACUUUGAAAAUAGCCAAAUACAGGCUGUCAAAUCAAUAACUUCACAGCGAUCGAUCGAUGGUCCUGGAGGAGUCAAGCGUGCCAUGAGUCCUAGCCAACUCAACCGAAAUUUACCUCCAGGAAAUCAACUACAAGCAACUUCAAAUGGAAUGGAUGUCAAACGUGUGCAUAGAAUGUCAACAAAUGGUGGGCUGGUACCAGCGACAGAAAGACUGGUGUCGAAUGGAAGAGCGUCUGUGGCACAAUCUACUGUGACCAGCCCUAGUGGUACCGUGAAUGAAUCACAAGCACCAAAUAGAACAUUGGACCAGGAUCGAUUAGCUUAUGAGUCAGGAUCAGAAAAUGAGGAGCUCGACAAUGUAAUUGAUUACAACACAAAGAUUGAACAUGCACCAAAGAAACGCAAUAAAGAGUUUCAUCAUGCGUUUAAGAAGCUACCCAAGAGUGAAAGGUUGAUUGAUGACUUUAGUUGUGCGCUUUCAAAAGAUAUCCUUGUACAGGGAAAGAUGUACCUUAGUGAUCAUUAUGUGUGUUUUAACUCGAAUAUCCUUGGUUGGAUCAAACAUAUAAUUAUCCCUUUACAGGAAGUGAUUCAAAUUGAAAAGAAAUCCACAGCAGGGUUGUUUCCGAAUGGUAUGAUUAUCAAAACUCUUCAUCAAAGGUACACUUUUGCUAGUAUCAUAGGCCGUGUUUCAGCUUUCAAAUUAAUCACCAAUGUUUGGCAUCGUUUAUUACUAGAAAAAUCAAAUAUUGAUCCAAAACAAAUCGGCAAAAAGGCGCAAAGCUCUACCGCCAAUGGCGCCUCUGGAGUCCAAUCUGAUAGCGAUGACGGAAAUACAUCUGAUGAUGAGAAUCUGGGUGGAUCCGACGAUGAUGAUGAAACUUCAUUGGAUGAAGAAGGGGAGGAAGGGGUGACUAAAGGCAAUGGAGAUACACCAAAGUCAGAAGAGGGUAGUAGUGGUAAUGGUGGUAAUGGUGGCGGUGGUGGCGAUAGCUCUGGCGAUUCCAAUAGCGGGUUUAACGGGUUCCCCAUUGUUGGACCAGCAACGCACGCGCCAACUGAAACUGGGUACUCAAAAUCGUCCGAUGAGACAUUUAUUACAGAGGACAUUAUUAAAGCACCACCUGGUGUGGUCUAUUUACUAUUAUUCGGAUCUGAUACUUCCAAAUUUGUACGUGUACUCAAAGAUCAAAAAAAUUUUGAUGUUGAUGAAUCGGGUCUUCAUGGAUUAACUAAAGACAAUAAAAGUCGUCAUUAUACAUACAUAAAACCCUUGGGUGGGCCAAUUGGCCCCAAACAAACCAAAUGUCUUCUUGAUGAUGAUUUAAUUGAAUACAACCCAGAGAAAUUUUAUGAAAUUGUUCAAACUACCCAAACUCCCGAUGUUCCCAGCGGUAAUUCAUUUAAAGUCAAGACCAAGAUUUUCCUUAGUUGGGCACAAAACAAUCAAACCAAGAUUUGGGUUGUGUCAUCUAUUGAGUGGAGUGGCAAAUCAUGGAUCAAAGGAGCUAUUGAAAAGGGAACUAUUGAUGGACAAAAGGAUAGUAUGAAGGAUAUGAUUGAGACGUUGAAUACGAUUCUUGCUGAGGGUAAUAACAAGAAGGAUGGCGGUGCGACAAAGAGGAAGUCGACUAGGAGUAGACGUAAUACUGAAAAGAAGGAGAAACCAGAAGAAAAACCAGUUGAACUACCAAAAACUAUUCCGGAGCAAAUUAGUGCUUUGGCUAAGUCUAUUGGUGAUCUGGUUCCAAUUUCAAUUAUAGAUAGUACCAUAAUGGGAUUCAUCAUUAUGUUUUUCACAUUUCUUGUGGUUUACAUGAUAACCAACAAGUUCUUGUCGUUAUUUUCCCAUGGUGGAAGUAAAGAUAUUUCGAGAUCCAAAGUGUAUUGUGAUGCUGAGAGGGAGGUUUGGCAAUGGAUCAUUUCGCGAAGUGAGAAUAAGUUGGACAUGAUGGAUUCGUUGAAUUGCAGUCAUAAUUGA
This is a messenger RNA of Lodderomyces orthopsilosis Co 90-125, 2928 nucleotides long. RefSeq lists its product as uncharacterized. The transcript has a single exon. The coding region runs from base 1 to 2928 and encodes 975 amino acids. Gene Ontology annotation, biological process: intracellular sterol transport. The record is from RefSeq and is a predicted model, not a curated record. Gene Ontology annotation, cellular component: mitochondrion; endoplasmic reticulum-plasma membrane contact site; cortical endoplasmic reticulum. Gene Ontology annotation, molecular function: sterol binding; sterol transfer activity. Lineage: Eukaryota; Fungi; Ascomycota; Pichiomycetes; Serinales; Debaryomycetaceae.